Camelina sativa (false flax) is the source of this 2854-nucleotide messenger RNA. RefSeq names its product G-type lectin S-receptor-like serine/threonine-protein kinase At4g11900. NCBI's taxonomy places the organism in Eukaryota, Viridiplantae, Streptophyta, Magnoliopsida, Brassicales, Brassicaceae. The record is from RefSeq and is a predicted model, not a curated record. Gene Ontology annotation, cellular component: plasma membrane. Gene Ontology annotation, molecular function: ATP binding; protein serine/threonine kinase activity. Gene Ontology annotation, biological process: recognition of pollen; protein phosphorylation.
UUGUAGUCAUACAAACAUGGAAAUCUCCAAGAAGAAUGUGUUCUCCAUAUCCUCCUACGGAUUCUUGAUGAUGUUCUUGUCUUUCCAAGUUUCUUCUUCAACUGACACAAUCUUUGCAAAUCAAUCUCUUUCAGGAUUCCAAACCAUUGUUUCUAAGGGUGGUGUCUUCGAACUCGGUUUCUUCUCACAAGGUACUUCUAAUUUGUUCUACUUAGGCAUAUGGUACAAGCAAGUCUUUCCGAAGACUAUAGUUUGGGUGGCGAACCGAGCAUCUCCUGCUCGAUACAUAACUUCUAUCAACUUAAGUAUCUCUGAUAGAAACUUGAUUCUUUAUGAUAAUUUCACCAAAAGUCCAAUUUGGUGGGGGAGUCAUUAUUCUACCAGAGGUACUGCAGAUGUUCAAGCGGUUCUGCUUGAUAACGGUAAUCUUGUCCUGAGAGAUGGGUCUACUUCCUCAGGUGUUGUUUUGUGGCAGAGUUUUGACAAUCCCUCGGAUACUUGGCUUCCUGGUGGUAAGAUCUGGUUAGACAACAUCACAGCACGUAUAAGAAGCAAAUAUCUCACUUCUUGGAACACCUUAGAAGAUCCAUCACCGGGUCGCUACUCUCUCAAGGUUGACCCUACAACAAGAAACUCUUUCAUCAUAGUUUUCAAUGGAUCUAAACCAUAUUGGUCUAGUGGUGCAUGGGAUGAUCGACUUAGAAUUUUCAAGGAUGUUCUCAACCGUAACUUGAGCUUUGAAUUCAAUAUUGUGAAUGAGCCCUACAUCACAUAUUCAGUACGUUACAAAACCCCAUUUCGUUUAGUCAUGGAUGCUUCGGGACAGUUAAAGGCGUACAAUUGGCUUGAGAAGGACAAGAUGUGGGAUUCACCAUGGUCUGCACCCAACCAGAAAUGUAAGGUUUAUGGUUACUGUGGGUCGUUUGGUAUCUGCAAUGAGCAAUCUUCUUGCAAAUGUUUACCUACUUUCAGACGAACAUAUAGCGUGGAUUCGAAUGAUUCAUUUGGUAGCUGUGUAAACGAAAGAAAUAUAACCGAUCAAUGCGGCAAGAAAAUUGACAAGUUUCUUCCUCUUGAGAAGAUGAAACUAGCCACUGAUCCGGAAGAAAAGGUCUUGACAGAAGGAACUAGUCCUUUUACUACGUGUGAAUCAGCUUGCCUAGCGUAUUGUUUUUGCAAGGCCUAUGCAUAUGAUGGAAACCGUUGCUUGAUUUGGACAAGUGGCAUCUUCAAUCUUGAACAACUUGAUGCAAAUGACACCAAGGCAAGGACGUUUUAUGCUAGAAUUACUGCUUCUGACAACUCAGUAGAGACUUUAAACCAAGGAGGUCUAGAAAAAAACUCAGGAAGAACAAACCAUCGUAAAGUCAGAACCAUUGUGUUAGCUAUUGUACUACCAUCAGUACCAGCAACUGCAUUUGUCAUUGGCUUGUAUUGUUACUUUUCAUCUCUACAGAGACGCAGAAGAGUACAUAGCGACCAAAAACAGAACCAAAAUAGACUUGGAAGAGGCACAACUGAUGUAGAGGUUGAUGAUGCAGAACAAAUGUUUUACCUAAGUCUACAAGACAUAAUGGUAGCAACAAAUUGUUUCUCUGAUGAAAACAAAUUAGGAGAAGGUGGUUUUGGUCCAGUCUACAAGGGAACUCUGCAAAAUGGGAUUUAUGUGGCAAUCAAAAGGCUGUCAAAAAAUUCAAGUCAGGGUUUGAUAGAGUUCAAGAACGAAGUGGUUUUGAUUAUAAAGCUUCAACACAAGAAUCUGGUAAGGCUUUUAGGAUAUUGCGUAGAAGGAGACGAGAAACUUCUUAUUUACGAGUACAUGCCCAAUAAGAGCCUUGAUGCUUUACUCUUUGACCCUCGUAAAAGCAAGGAACUGGAUUGGGAGAAACGUAUGAACAUAGUAAUUGGGACAACAAAAGGACUUCAAUAUCUGCAUGAAGACUCACGUCUUAAGAUCAUCCAUCGAGAUCUUAAGGCAAGCAACAUUCUUCUCGACGAUGAGAUGAACCCUAAGAUAUCAGAUUUUGGAACCGCAAGGAUUUUUGGUUGCAAACAGAUGGACGACAACACCCAAAGAAUUGUCGGGACGUUCGGCUAUAUGUCACCAGAAUAUGCAUUAGGCGGAAUGAUUUCGGAGAAAUCUGAUAUAUAUAGCUUUGGAGUGUUGUUAUUAGAGAUUAUAUCAGGCAAAAAGGCAACUAGGUUUGUUCAUAACGACCAAAAUCACAGCCUUAUCUCUUAUGCAUGGGAAUCUUGGUGCGACACAAAAGGUGUAAGCAUCGUAGAUGAAGAAGCAUUGGGUGAUUCGUAUUCUUCAAAAGAAGCGAUGCGGUGCGUUCACAUCGCACUUCUUUGCGUACAAGAUCAUCCAAAAGACAGGCCCACAAUUUCCCAAAUCGUGUAUAUGUUGAGUUACGAUCAUGAUCUCCCGGAUCCGAAACAAUCAACGUUCACAAAUGUUUUGAACUGCAGUCAGAGGUUAGUGCCGUCGGACUACGUGUUCUCUAUUAACGAAGCAACGCAAUCAACAAUGGAAGGAAGAUGAAUAGCAACAAUAUUUGGUAACUAAUUAAAAUGCUCUUCUUAUGUAGCAAUAAAAAAAAAAAAAAUGAGGAAUGAUAAUAUUUUCAUAUGUUGUAUUCCCUCAAUCUAACAUGGUUGGGUGCUUUUAAGAUUGCCCAAAGUGUGUGGUACGUGAACAUGCGGUUACAAUCUUAUCAGCCCCGAGAGCUUUGAUCACCUUCGUGUGAUUCCUCUGUUUUUUCUUUCUUUUGGCUUGCUCUGUUUUCGUUUGGUUUACCAUUUUCAUAACAUUUUUGGUUCUUUCUUUCCUUUCUUAUCAGAUGAAUACAUU